Molecule: messenger RNA, 3579 nt
Organism: Prunus armeniaca (apricot)
Lineage: Eukaryota; Viridiplantae; Streptophyta; Magnoliopsida; Rosales; Rosaceae
Source: the annotation of a GenBank genome assembly
AUGUUGUGGCUCGAAUUUGUUGUACCGAAUCCACCUAGCACCAAAAAGAUCUUCAUAGAAUUGAACCACCCACUGGUUGGGGCCACCACCAGUUGUGGGGUCAAGUUUGUGAUGGUUAUUGAAGCCUCAUACUUGACCUCAACAUUCUUGCGGCUUUUCGUACUCGCCUUUUUCUUCUCCUUCCUAGUGUUUUUGUUCCUCUUUGUUAUCCUUCUUCACAUUGUCGAAUACAAAAACACCACUUUGACUGUUUUCCUGGCACCCCAAAGGAUAUCACCUCCGGCAGCUCCCCCAAAAUCUAACAUCACCUCUACUGAACAAGAAUAUCGCCUACGAUAUGAAGGAAUGUUGAAUACAGCCAGCGAAGUCCGCUAUUUCCAUAACUUCCGAGGCACAAUAGUGAGGCUCGUUAGCUGGCAUACUUCACCAUAUGUGAGUUUAGAUUUUGGGGGAGCCGUCGAAGGUGAUAUCCUGUACAUUAUUAAGCCACUAGAUUAUUACAAUGUGAGAGAUAUUUUACUUCAUACAUUGAAGAAGAAGGAUAACGAAGUGGAACAUAAACACCAGGAUGAGGAGAAGAAAAUGGAGAGUACGAAAAGCCGCAUGAAUGUUAAGGUUGAGCAUGAAGCUUCAGUUGAUUCGGUACAACAAAUUCGAGCCACAACAUUUGUGUGCGCUGAAGUGGAGGUUGGAUCAUACAAAUUCAUCAUCACAAACAAGAACUAUCAGCCUGACCAUUCUGGAGUAUCCGGGACUCCGUUUUACGAUCCUGGGAAAGAGAUCAUUCUAGGACUGACUGUGGUCCCCAUCUUACUGCCCACGCGCCGCCACACGCGCUGGCAGCGCGUGGUGCCUAAAGCGAUAACGCUUCGCCGGAAAAAUCUCAACAUCUCGGCUCAAGACUCCUAUCCUAGGGCUCGAGAAAUAGAUGAGUUUCCAUACCUGGAUCACCGGAAAUGGUGGCCGGAUGACGGAGAACGAGCCGGCGAAAGUUUACAAAAAAACUGUCGAACACCGCCUGUUUCGCGGCUGUUUCCGGCGACUAUGGCGGCAAAUAGAGGCGUCCAAGGGCUGAAGUUGGAAGAGGGAUGUUUGGUGGUUCGUCUGGCACUGGUCUUGCCUGAAUCGGAGGUCGGAGCUGAGAGAAAACAGCUCCCAAAGUCGGCUCGUCCUCUCUGCCGAAACCCAGAAAAAUCUGGGUUUAUAAAAUCUGAACUUCGAAAUAUUUACGGUUAUGCCACUGAACUUCUUUUGAUCGUAACUCCUUCGUUACAAUUCCGAUUUGAGUCCACUACAAGUCUACGAACUCGUUUCGUCGCGCUCUACGCAACGGUACAACUAAAAUCCCCAAAUUCCUUCCCGAUCAAAAACCGAGCUGCUGAAUUCCCAAAUAUGACCGAAUCGGUCCUUGAUCUUCCCAACGAGCACGCCGGGACGGCACGUUUCCUCGGCUAUGUUUUCCACAAUUUUGCAUCCGUUAACUCAGUCUUCUCCAUUAAAGCUUUCAGGUUCGAGACGGAUACAGGAAUUUUCCUUCCAGAAUACCAUUCGCAAGAUUCAGCGAACGACACCGUAUUACUAAAGGAACCGAGCGCCGGUUUUGCAGUUUCUAGUACGUUCGCGGCGAAUGCAACAGAGAUUAUCAAGUCCUUUGCGCCAUCAGUCUAUGGCCAUGAGGACAUAAAGACUGCAAUAGCUCUUGCCAUGUAUGUUAAAAAGACUGGGCAGAGAGCUGUGUAUACGACUGGUAAAGGAGCAGCUGAUGUGCACAAGGAUCCUGUUACAAGGGAGUGGAACCUUGAAGGACGAGCUCUUGUUGUUGCUGACAAGGGAAUAUGCCUUAUUGAUGAAUUUGACAAAAUGAAUUAUCAGGAUAUUUAUGACAAUGCUAUCAGGGUGGGUAUUCAUGAAGCAAUGGAGCAACAAAGUAUUAGCAUAUCAAAUCAAGAGCUGGGAUUGUCAUUUCUCUCCAAGCAUGCUGCUCUGUCAUUGCAGCUGCAAACCCUGUUGGGGGAAGGUAUGCUGGAGGAUAAUUUGAAGACUUUUUCUGGCUUAGAGGUUGGAGGUCUUUGGAUGGCCAAAGAAAGUGGCCCAAGGAAAUUGGAGGCUAAAGUAGCAAGCUGCGAUCUGGAGCUGAGGUCUCUCGCACUAGGGGCUAGUCAACAAAGGGAGCUUGGCCUUCGUGGCAGAGAAAGAAAAUUAUGUGCCAUGUUACAAUGUUUCAGCAGGUUUAAAGAUGGGGAGGAGUUUGAUUGGCAUUGUGAAGUAUCAAGAAACAGAGAACGGUGUCCAGUUCGCCCUCCUAAGGACUAUAAGAUUCCCCGGAGGUGGCCAGCUGGUAGGGAUGUGACAUUGAGUGGAAACGUGAAGAUAACCAAAGACCAAUUUCUUUCGUCUGGGAGCAUGACCAAAAGGUUGAUGUUACUAGAAGAAAAUCAAAUUGCCUUUCACUCUGAGGAUGGUUUGAUUUUUGAUGUUGUCGAGGAUUAUUCUCUUCAAAUUGCGAAGAUGCUAGGUUUAAAUGAUGAUUCUCAAUUUCUUCAAGCCGGUGUGCAGACUGUACUAGAUAUUGGUUGCGGUUUUGGUAGCUUUGGAGCUCAUUUAGUAUCACUAAAUGUAAUGGCUAUUUGUAUCGCGGCAUAUGAGGCAACUGGCAGUCAAGUUCAAUUGACCCUUGCGAGAGGUCUUCCAGCAAUGAUUCGCAAUUUCAUUACAAGACAGCUUCCAUUUCCAACAUUGUCUUUUUUGAAAUGGUUCAUUGCUCAAUGUGGUAUUGUUUGGGACAAAAAAGAUUGGAUGUUGCUUUUAGAAGUUGACCGGGUACUCAAGCCUGGUGGCUACUUUGUUUUGACCUCAUCCACAAGCCAGCCAUAUGGAAGUUCUUUGAGCAUGAAGAAUAGCAUGUUGACACCAAUGGAGGAAUUGACCCCAAAAAUCUGUUGGAAUUUAAAAGCUCAGCAAUAUGAAACUUUCAUAUGGCAGAAAACUGUGGUUUCUGAUUGCUAUACAUCUUGCAAGCAGGGUGCUAUACCACUUUGUAAUGAAGGGCAUGAGUUCGGAGUUCAGCCUGACUAUUUCUUUGAGGACUUACAGAUUUGGAGAUCAGCUCUGAAAAACUAUUGGUCUUUGCUUACACCCUUGAUUUUCUCUGACCAUCUGAAGAGACCAGGUGAUGAAGACCCAUUAUCUCCAUUAAACAUGAUACGCAAUGUGAUGGAUAUGAGUGCUCACUAUGGGGGUUUAAAUGCUGCUUUUCUGGAGGAAAGAAAAUCAGUUUGGGUGAUGAAUGUCGUGGCUGUCAAUGCUCCCUAUACACUUCCUCUCAUACUAGAUCAAGGUUUUGCUGGUGUUUUGCAUGACUGGUGUGAACCGUUCCCUACAUAUCCUGGAACCUAUGAUUUGCUGCAUGCGAAUGGGCUGCUCUCACAUCUGUCUUCAGAGAGGUGCGGCAUGAUGGAUUUAUUCUUGGGGAUGGAUCGGAUUCUGCAACCUGAGGGAUGGGUUUUCUCUGUGAUAAAGUGGGAGCUAUUGAGAUGGCAUGUGUGUUUGCUACACAAAUGCUUUGGGAAGCAAGGGUGA